Megalops cyprinoides (Indo-Pacific tarpon) is the source of this 2501-nucleotide messenger RNA. It is a transcript of the gene pgrmc2, whose product is annotated as progesterone receptor membrane component 2. Gene Ontology annotation, cellular component: membrane; endomembrane system. The record is from RefSeq and is a predicted model, not a curated record. NCBI's taxonomy places the organism in Eukaryota, Metazoa, Chordata, Actinopteri, Elopiformes, Megalopidae. Bases 27 to 626 code for a protein of 199 amino acids. The transcript is spliced from 3 exons.
GGUGUGGGUAGGCGCUAACGUGCAGUAUGGCGGACGAUGGGGAUGGAAGGAGUGGAGCAGGUGACACUAGUAACGGGCAGGGUACAACAGAGGAACCUGAAUCAGGUCUCGGUCCACACGGGAUGCUGCUGAACAUCAGUGUUUUAGUCCUAAUACUGGCUCUCUGCUACGGAAUUUACCGGAGAUGGGGUAGGCGGAUCGGCGCAGACGCGGCCCAGGGAAAUGAGGCCUCGUCCCUGCCUAAGAUGAGAAGACGUGAUUUCACUUUGGAGCAACUGAGAGAAUACGAUGGUGUUCAAAACCCCAGGAUCCUGAUGGCAGUUAAUAUGAAAGUAUUCGAUGUGACCAGUGGAAAAAAGUUUUAUGGACGUGAUGGACCAUACGGGAUCUUCGCUGGGAGGGAUGCGUCAAGGGGCCUGGCCACUUUCUGCCUGGAGAAGGAUGCCCUGCGGGAUGAAUAUGACGACCUGUCUGAUCUCAAUGCAGUGCAGAUGGAGAGUGUCAGGGAAUGGGAGAUGCAGUUCAUGGAGAAAUACGACUAUGUGGGCAGGCUCCUGAAGCCAGGGGACGAACCCUCAGAGUACACCGAUGAAGAGGAUAUCAAGGAUCACAUGAAGCUGGAGUGAACCAAUCACAUGACCAAAGCGCGGACCCAAGACAGCUGCAAUCACCCUCCCCUGCCCGCUCCUCCCCGAUUCCUCUCCUGCUCAUUCCUCCUUGUCUGUCCUGGAACUGCCCCGCCCUGAUCCCUCCCCCUGCUCGCUCCUGUUCUGUCUAGUCCUGCAGCUGCCUGGAAGUGCCCCGCCCCGAUCCCUGCCCCUAUCGUACACACUUCCAACAACAUCAGUGAUGGGUACUGUGGAUUUUAAUGAUUCGACACGUCUGGUUUGGUGCUGCCAACUUGAGUAUAAAUACAUUUUUAUACGUUUUCCCUCAAAACUGUUCUGUAAUGUCCUAAGCAUUAUGGUUGUGCCGCAGGGAGCUGAGGGCAGCCAGAGGAGUUUGUGUGGCUGGGGUGUGGAUGUUGGCCGGGAGAGGAAUAUUAUUGUCAUUUUUCUUGUCAUGUGCACCUCGCAUACGUUUAGCUUUAGCAUUUGAUUUUGUAAUCUUAUCAAGCAUCAAUGAGGCUGGUAUUGAAAUAAAAAACAAAACAAAGCAAAAGUAAUUCCUGGGUGAUUGCAGGGCACUGGCCAUCCAAAUGAGUCAGUCUCCUGGUGACUUUCUUUUACCACUGUGUUUGUAUGGUGUGCACUACUAGUCUUUCAGCUUGUUACCAUGUGAUUGUACCCAUGGCGGUUUAGUGGUCCUUGCCAUUGAGCUGCUCAAAUCACUCAAGUCGAAUUGCCGUUUGGGGAAAAAGGGAAUGUGAUCUGUUUGUGAAGAGGUAUUAGUUUGACCGUUUGAAUUCACCAACUGUUUACAUGCCACAGAAGUCAGCUGUAAGUCUGUAAUCCCCACAUAUGGUCAGAGUAUUUAUUGUGCCUUAUUUCAGUUGUUUUCUACUAAACCCAGAAAUUAUUCUCUGUUGAUGUGUUUGGUGUUGCAAAGAUCAAAGCUAAGAAAAGGUUCACACUUUAACUAUUAUGCUUCAACCAAUUUGUGAUUUAUUUAAUCGGUAUGUUGGGAAAAGUUUUGCACAAGUACUAGUUUGCAGAACCGCACUAGCCUUUAGAAUUGUGGUUAGAACCGUAGAAUGGUGGAGAUUUGGAUCAGCAGAUGAUAUUGAUAAAUAGCUUGGAGCAUAAGAAUUGGUGUGCUUUUCUUCUCUUUUGAUAUCCAGUCAUUGAACUCAGCACCUUACAAAAACUUGCAAGAGGGUAUCUUAAUCUGUUCAUUUUGGUGUUGUAAAGAUGCAUUUCCUUAUUGAACUGUCAGACUGAAGGCAUGCUCUCGUUGGUCUAAAUGCAGACAAGGUGGCUUUCCUCUGCCCCAGUCCUGUACAUAAUCUCUAACUAUACUCAGUGUUACUGCCAUAUUUCUGUAGUUGAUGAAAACCAUAUACUACUGUGUUGUAUUGGCCAAAAGCCCCAUGCUUUAUAUUGUUUUCUCUCUUUCUUAGAGUUUUGUUUUUCUGUAGAGGUUCUUAUGUGUGGGGAAUUUCAGCAAUGUGUAAAAUGGAGGCAGGUGAGACCUGGGAAAAUGCAGAUCCUGUAAAUAUAUGUAUCAUUUUAUUAAAGCAUGUGCAACAAAAGUAAGCUGUGCACUCCAGCUUUAUGUAUUUAAAUGUGUGUGUGUGUGUGUGUGGCAGGGGAAUGAACAUGUUUAUGCAUAAUAAACAAUUUGGUUAUUUACUAAUUUGUUGGUUUUAUAUUUAGUUCACUAAAAUGAAACAGCCCACUUUGAGUUCAUGUGGGGAUGGUAUUUACAGGCACAUGCAUAUGUUUCAGUUUGAGAGAGGUGUGUGCAUUUAAAUAUUCUGAUUUAUCUGAACUUUGAUACAAUGGCUGCACACUGGAGAAUGUUAACCCAGUGAGACCUGGCUGGGUUCGUAGUGUGUGUAU